AGCUUACGGCACCGCGCUGGCGUCACUUCCAGCGGACCCGGAAGUUUUGUGCUGCCGGCAGUAGUUGGGAAGUGGGCACGGGGCAGCUGCCAGCCUCGUAAGCCUUUGCCAAGCGCGGGCCGAGGUAGGCAGGUCUGGCAGGGCCGGGGUGGCCUGGAAGGAGCUGGGAGGACCCUGGCCGUGAGCUCCCGGCGCGUCUCCUUCCCGGUCCGCCCCCCCACCCCCCGGCUGCCUUUGCCAGGCCGCCCUGGCACCGUGCAGCAGAGCGGGCGUGCGGCCACGGCGGGACAACCCUCGGCCCGGCCCUGACAGGCCCCGGGCUGCCGGACAGCGCUGACGUGGAGCAGCUUGAUCGCAGCCCCCAUGGAGAAGUUCGGGAUGAAUUUUGGGGGCGGCCCUAGCAAGAAAGACCUGCUGGAAACCAUUGAGUCUCAGAAGAAGCAGCUGGUCCAGUACCAGACACGGCUCAAGGACGUGGUCCGCGCCUACAAAAGCUUGCUGAAGGAGAAGGAGGCGCUCGAGGCCAGCAUCAAAGUGCUGUCGAUAUCGCACGAGGCCGAUGUGGGGCUCGCAGGUGUGCAGGGCGUGCAGGCCACAGGUCUCGGCCUUCCUGACCCCGUGGAUGACCGGUGCUCCACUCACAGCGAGGACAGCACCGGCACCGCCGCCAGCCUGGACACGGCGGCCAGCCUCCCCAGCGCCAAGGGUGAGGGUGGGGUGCAAGACGACAGGCCGGCCGCUGGAGCGCCCCCGGCCAAGGCGGAAGAAGCCAGUGGGUCGGAGAGUGGCGUUAGCAGUAGCAGUGGGGACGGGCCACCGGCAGGAGGAGAGGUGGACAAGCGCUUGCACCAGCUGAAGGCCCAGUUGGCCACUCUGACCAGCUCCUUGGCCACGGUCACCCAGGAGAAGUCGCGCAUGGAAGCCUCGUACCUGGCUGACAAGAAGAAAAUGAAGCAGGACUUAGAGGAGGCCCAGCAGAGGGCAGAGGAGGAGCGAGGCCGUCUGGAGGGGGAAUUGAAGGCACUACAGGAGCAGGUGGCGGAGACCAAGGCCCGGCUGAUCACGCAGCAGCACGACCGGGCCCAGGAGCAGAGCGACCACGCCCUGAUGCUGCGGGAGCUGCAGAAGCUGCUGCAGGAGGAGCGGAGUCAGAGGCAGGACUUGGAGCUCCGCUUGGAGGAGACCCGAGAGGCCCUGGCUGGCCGGGCCUACACCGCGGACCAGAUGGAAGGCUUCGAGCUGCAGACCAAGCAGCUCAGCCGGCAGGUGGAGGAGCUGAAAGGCGAGCUGCAGGCUAUCCGAGAGGAGAAGAGCCAGCCUGACCCCCGGCUGCAAGAGCUGCAGGAGGAGGCCUUGCGCCUCAAGAGCCACUUCCAGGCGCAGCUGCAGCAGGAGAUGAGAAAGACAGCCCUCGCGGAGGAUCAGCUGCGCCAGCAGUCGCAGGUGGAGGAGCAGAGGGUGGCAUUGCUGGAGCAUCAGAUCUCGGAGGUGUCGGAACUGCUGGGCACAUACGAGAAAGCCAAGCAGAAGGACCAGUUGGCCAUCCAGAAGCUGAAGGAGCGCAUCCUGCAGCUGGACCUGGAGAACAAGACGCUGGCCCUCGCGGCCUCCAGCCGCUCCCCUCUGGACAGCCACGGCGAGGAAUCCAGGCUCGACAUCAACGUGCUGAGGGACAAGAUGGAGAAGCUGAAGAGCCUGCUGCAGGUGGCAGCCCGCAAGAGCCAGGUGAGCGUGGACGUGGAGAAGCUCUGUGACCUGGAGAUCAUGCCCAGCUCCGAAACCGCCGAUGGGGAGAAGGCCACGGCCCUUUACUACCAGCAGGAGCUGAAGCAGUUGAAGGAAGAAUUCGAACGCUAUAAGACCAGGGCCCAGGUGGGCCUCAAGACCAAGAACGCCAAGGAUGGCAGCCUGGCCAGGGAGCUGGAGGCCGCCCAGGAGCAGCUGGCGGAGCUCAAGGACAAGUACAUCUCGCUGCGGCUGUCGUGUGAGGAGCUGGAGCACCAGCACCUGCAGGCGGCGGAGCACUGGCAGCAGGAGCGGGUGCGGCUGCAGCAGCUGCACCGGCAGGAGCUGGAGCGCGGCCAGCUGGACUUCAGGGACCGCACGCUGCAGCUGGAGGAGGAGCUGCGCAAGCAGCGGGACCGCGCGCUGGCCGUGCUGGCUGAGAAGGACCUGGAGCUGGAGCAGCUGCGUUCCGUGGCCUUGGCGGCGGCGCUGCCAGCUCGCAGAAGCCCGGCAGGGGCCGGGGGCCCCGAGGACCCGGCCGACCCGUCUUCCGCGGACAGCCUGACCCAAGGCCUGCAGCUUGCCGCGGCCAGUGAGCCCACGUUCUUCCUGUACGCUGAGCAGCUGGCCCGCAAGGAGGUGGAGAUGACAUCGCUGAAGAGGCAGAAGCACAGGCUGGAGGUGGAGGUGCGGCAGCUGCAGGACCGGCUGCUACAGGAGGGGGAGCAGCACCGGGAGGAGGUCGCAGCCCUGCAGACCCACAUCGAAAAGAACUUCCGGGACCAGAGCAGGGAGGGAGCCAACCUGGAGUACCUCAAGAACAUCGUCUACCGCUUCCUGACCUUGUCCGACAGCCUGGGCCGGCAGCAGACGCUCAGGGCCAUCCUGACCAUCCUGCACUUCAGCCCUGAGGAGGAACAAGCCGUCCUGCGGCUCCCAGCCAGCGGCAGCUGGUGGCCUGGCAAGCGGUGAUAACCGCUGCUGCUGACGUGUGACAAUUUCUGUGCCUCUUUUACGUGGGAAGGGCAGGCUCUGGUUUCUGCUGCUUCCCUUCCUUUACCAUUUAUUUUUUCACUGUAUUGUACCUGGAGGAGUCUGCAGGUGGGACGAGAUUUUCUGCCAAAUGCCAUUAGUGCUGCUUUACCCUUGGGCCCCAGAGAGCCUGCACAUGUUGAGUUGGGAACUCCCAUUGGUGUGUGCAGUGGGGAACAGAUGUUGAGGUUAGAACUGGGAGACGCAGAAUCGGGGAUGGGUGAGAAUGUUUUCAAGUGAGGUGUUUUUUAAAAUGCUAGCCUCCAGGUCCAGAGCCUAGAGUCACUGUGACUCCAAAGGGAGGUCAGUGCGUUUCUAAACCCGCACAACUAUCAGCUGUUUCUCCCCAUCUCACCACCUCCGUUAUCCGGCUCACUGCUGCCCCUUCCUCUGGGCACCUGAAGCCAGUCUGGAAAGGGGUCAGGAGAUUAGAAGUAGCAACACACGUUGUGUGGCAGUCCAAAGGGCCAGUGGUGAUUUCGUCUUGAAGCGUGGAAGCUCGGUUUAGUAAGGGUCUAGGGACUGCUUGGCAUUCAGCACAAAGCACAUCGUUUGUGACCAUCCUGAUGUCACACGAGAGGUUGACUGGCCAGGAGAGGGUUAAGAUAGAGCUCCCUUGCUUGACCCAAGAUUGCAGGGAAAUAACUUCACUACGAUGUUGAACUUCGAUGAAGAAAUAAAGUCCUAGCUUCUUUUAAUAUGGAGGGCAUCCACGUGGUAAGCUCUGAUCCUGCCGGAAUGCAAGGAAUUCACACUGAGGUUCUGCCUCUGGAGAUGGUAAAGGGCUGCUGAGACUCUAAAGGAAGUGGUUGAAGUUCAGUUGGAGCUG
Ochotona princeps (American pika) is the source of this 3586-nucleotide messenger RNA. It is a transcript of the gene GCC1, whose product is annotated as GRIP and coiled-coil domain containing 1. NCBI's taxonomy places the organism in Eukaryota, Metazoa, Chordata, Mammalia, Lagomorpha, Ochotonidae. Gene Ontology annotation, cellular component: Golgi apparatus. The coding region runs from base 364 to 2697 and encodes 777 amino acids. The transcript has 2 exons. The record is from RefSeq and is a predicted model, not a curated record.